Messenger RNA from Salvelinus namaycush (lake trout), 1752 nucleotides. RefSeq names its product transcription factor COE2. Gene Ontology annotation, biological process: regulation of transcription by RNA polymerase II. The record is from RefSeq and is a predicted model, not a curated record. The transcript is spliced from 16 exons. Gene Ontology annotation, molecular function: RNA polymerase II cis-regulatory region sequence-specific DNA binding; DNA-binding transcription factor activity, RNA polymerase II-specific. NCBI's taxonomy places the organism in Eukaryota, Metazoa, Chordata, Actinopteri, Salmoniformes, Salmonidae. The coding region runs from base 1 to 1752 and encodes 583 amino acids.
AUGUACGGGAUCCAGGAGCAUCUGAUAAGAGACGUCAGCGGAUUAAAAGAAAGAACUCUAGGAGAGGAGAUGGAUCCAGUCCGGUCCUGGGUGCGUAAUGUCGGUGUUGUGGAUGCUAACGUAGCAGCGCAAAGUGGUGUAGCUCUCUCCAGGGCCCACUUUGAGAAGCAGCCACCCUCUAACCUGCGCAAGUCCAACUUCUUCCACUUCGUCCUGGCACUCUAUGACAGACACGGACAGCCUGUAGAGGUGGAGAGGACUUCCUUCGUGGACUUUGUGGAACAGGACAAGGAGCAGACGGGAGAAAAGACCAACAACGGCACGCACUACAAGAUACAGCUUCUCUACAGCAAUGGGGUUCGUACGGAACAGGAUCUUUAUGCACGACUUAUUGACUCAGUCACUAAACAGCCCAUAGCAUAUGAGGGACAGAACAAGAAUCCUGAAAUGUGCCGUGUUCUGCUCACUCACGAGGUUAUGUGCAGUCGCUGUUGUGAGAAGAAAAGCUGUGGAAACCGCAACGAGACGCCCUCUGACCCAGUCAUCAUUGACAGAUUCUUCUUGAAGUUUUUCCUGAAGUGUAACCAAAAUUGUCUGAAGACAGCAGGGAACCCAAGGGACAUGAGGAGAUUUCAGGUGGUCCUGUCCAGCACUGUGAGUGUAGACGGACAUGUCUUAGCUGUGUCUGACAACAUGUUUGUCCACAACAACUCCAAACACGGCCGGAGAGCCCGCAGGCUGGAGCCGGGAGAGUCAGUGGAGAACGGCAUGGAAUACGCCACCCCCUGUAUCAAAGCCAUCAGCCCCAGUGAGGGCUGGACCACGGGCGGGGCCAUGGUCAUUGUGAUCGGGGAGAACUUCUUUGACGGGCUGCAGGUGGUGUUCGGCAGCAUGCUGGUGUGGAGUGAGUUGAUCACGCCCCACGCCAUCCGUGUCCAGACGCCCCCUCGCCACAUCCCAGGGGUCGUGGAGGUCACGCUGUCCUACAAAUCUAAACAGUUCUGCAAGGGGACACCUGGGCGCUUCAUCUACACAGCGCUGAAUGAGCCCACCAUAGACUACGGUUUCCAGAGACUUCAAAAGGUCAUCCCCAGACACCCUGGUGACCCUGACAAACUGGCCAAGGAGAUGCUACUGAAGAGAGCAGCUGAUCUGGUAGAGGCCUUGUAUGGAAACCCACACAGUAAUCAGGACAUGUUGCUGAAGCGUGCAGCGGACAUUGCUGAGGCCCUGUACAGUGUUCCCCGUCCCCACAGCCAGCUGCAGGCCCUGCCUAGUUCCCCAGCCCAUGGCAGUGUGAUGGGCCUGGGCUCAUACCCCUCCCAGCUGGGGGUCAGCAUCGGAGAGCCAGGACAAACCAGCCAGGGUUAUAUUCGUAACUCCAGCAGUUUGUCCCCACGGGGAUACCCCUCUGCCUCCACCCCUCAGCAGUCGGGCUAUGGGGGAGGUGGAGGCAUGAGUGGCGGGUAUGGGGCAGUGCCCAUGACUAGUCUGGGGGUGCCAGGAUCCCCUGGUUUUAGCAGUGCCUCCCCCACUGGUUCUCCCUAUGGCAUAAUGCCAUCUAGUCCCACCAUCCCAGGUUCCAGCUCCUCCUCCUCCCUCCUGCCGUUCUCCUCCUUCCCGUCCUCAGCCAAACAGAAGAGUGCCUUUGCUCCCGUUCUCCGGCCCCAGGGAUCCUCCUCUCCUGCCUGCCCCGCCUCAGGAGGCAACAGCUUCAGAGCGAUGACCGGCCUGGUAGUUCCCCCGAUGUAG